This is a messenger RNA of Penicillium canescens, 705 nucleotides long. RefSeq lists its product as uncharacterized. Bases 1 to 705 code for a protein of 234 amino acids. The transcript has a single exon. NCBI's taxonomy places the organism in Eukaryota, Fungi, Ascomycota, Eurotiomycetes, Eurotiales, Aspergillaceae. The record is from RefSeq and is a predicted model, not a curated record.
AUGCUAAGUCCAGCUCAGGGGCUCAGGUGGGGUUCGAAUCCAACGCGCUCAACGCUGCUCUAUCAAUCCUCUCCAGUUUCAUCGACGGCAUCCUUGAACCAACAAGACUUGCGAAGAAAUACAAUUGGUAGCAUUCCUGGUUCGAAUGCGGAUAGCUCUGCACCUCCAGAAACACAGAACGGUCAUAUUGAGCCUCGGAGUCCGCUGUCAGAUGAGGUGCAUUCAAUGCAGCUUCCCUACGACCACUGGCAGUUCAGACAUCCUAUCCCGCAAUAUCACGAGUUGUCAGACCCGACCUUAAGCGAUCCCCUCCAGACGCAACUCCCUUACGAUCACUGGCAGUUCAGACAUCCCAUCCCGCAGUCUCAGGAGCUGUCAGACGCAACUUUAAGCGAUCCCCUCCAGACGCAACUCCCUUACGAUCACUGGCAGUUCAGACAUCCCAUCCCGCAGUCUCAGAAGCUGUCAGACGCAACUUUAAGCGAUCCCCUCCAGACGCAACUCCCUUACGAUCACUGGCAGUUCAGACAUCCCAUCCCGCAGUCUCAGGAGCUGCCAGGCCCAACCUGCGACCCACUCGGGACGCAACUUCCCUACGAUCACUGGCAGUUCAGAUAUCCUAUACCGCGGUCUCACGAGCUAUCAGACCCGACCUCAAGCGAUCCCCCGCGACGCAGCUUCCCUACGACUACUGGCAAUUUAUGA